CCAGACUGCGGCGAUUGGCAGCUGGUUAGAGCAAGGACGGAGGUGUUGACGCUAGAAGUUUCCAGAGAUUCUUUGCAGACAAUAACCAUCCGAUUUGUAAUCUAAAACCUCGGGAAAACGAAGCUGGACGCGUUUACAUUCGCAUAAAUUACCCUUUAGCAGCUGUUGAAUACUGCAACCAUGCCAGAAGUCUUUGCACCCACAGACAUGGGCAGCUCCCCUCCGUCCCCAGUGGACAGCAGUCCGAGGAGACUCUCCUGGGGCAAGCUGGUCCACAGGUUAACAGAUUUCAACGCAAACAGCAGCAGUAUCACGUCAGGGUCCAACAAUGGCAGCAGAAGUGACCUCUCAGAAUCUGGCUCUGAUACCUCCAGUGACCUGUGUCCGUACAACGACGACCUGUUCUUUGACCCACUGGAGGAAACCAUCCUGAAGGAAGUGGUGGACCUCAUUGCAUCGAGCCUCAGAGAAGCCAAAGACUCGGAUUGUGCUCUGAGGUGCACCAAACUGCUCAUCCCUGAGAAGCUGCUGGAGCACAUCGGACAGGAGCUCCUCCAUCUGGCUGCCAGCGAGCCCUGCGGAUUGAGAGGGGCUCUCAUUGACCUUUGUGUGGAGCAAGGGGACGUUUGUGAGAGCAUGGCGCAGCUUUCGGUAGACCCCUGCCUCGUCCCCACUUUUCAGCUGACUUUGGUGUUGAGGCUGGAGUCGGGUGGCCUGUGGCCAAAAAUCCAAGGACUUUUUAGCUCCAGAUCUACUUCCACUCCAGCAGUCCGGCAAGCACUCAAACUUGGUACUGGUUUCCGCGUGAUCAAAAAGAAACUGUACUGUUCUGAAGACCUGCUCAUUGAGGAAUGCUAAGAAAUGACAGACUCAUUAAAAAAAUAAUAAUACGAGCUUACAAUGAAAGCUCAAAGAAGGGCCUUUUUAAGAUUAUGCCUCCAGAAGUAUAAAGACGCACUUUGUUCUGAUGUAGCCUUUUGUUCCUGCUGUAAAGUAGCUGAAGUUUCUGGUACUUGGAUGUCUUCGUGCAGCACUUGCUCAAAACUGUAACCAUAAAAUAGAUUUGGGACAUCAGCAUUUGAACUAUAUAAAUGCAUCUACGUUUCUACUGAAACAAAGAAAAGGCAGCUAGCUGUAUUGUGUUAAGCAUUGAAGACGAAUUGUACCGCAACUCAUGAAAUGUACAUAUUUCCGAAGUUUGAGAAGAUUUGAGCUAAAGCUUGCAAACGUGUAAGCCUCCACUUGGAUAUCGUCAGUUUUUUGUUUUUCUUUUUUAUCUUUGGACCUAUCCUUCUUUGAAUUUUAUUUGAUAUAUAAACAUUCAUACCAUUUCACUGUUUUGUAUGUUCAUUAUUGCAAAUAAAUUAUUUUGGUUUUUUUUAAA
Molecule: messenger RNA, 1384 nt
Organism: Oryzias latipes (Japanese medaka)
Lineage: Eukaryota; Metazoa; Chordata; Actinopteri; Beloniformes; Adrianichthyidae
Gene: ddit4
Product: DNA-damage-inducible transcript 4
Biological process (GO): response to hypoxia; apoptotic process; negative regulation of TOR signaling
Cellular component (GO): cytoplasm
Molecular function (GO): 14-3-3 protein binding
Source: RefSeq, a predicted model, not a curated record